Papaver somniferum (opium poppy) is the source of this 1308-nucleotide messenger RNA. Its product is annotated as zinc finger BED domain-containing protein DAYSLEEPER-like. Lineage: Eukaryota; Viridiplantae; Streptophyta; Magnoliopsida; Ranunculales; Papaveraceae. Gene Ontology annotation, molecular function: DNA binding; protein dimerization activity. The record is from RefSeq and is a predicted model, not a curated record. The transcript is spliced from 7 exons. Bases 1 to 1308 code for a protein of 435 amino acids.
AUGAGUAGUGACGGUGAGGAUGAUGAUGUUGAGAUGCUAGAUUCUGUGAAUGAGGAUCCAACUGUUGGUUGUGCACCUGCCUGUCCUGCACCAGUUUCACGUGGAAAGAAAAAUAAACUUAGAUCCCAAGUUUGGGAAUUUUUUAAACUCGUUAAAGAAGGGAGUGUGCAAGGCUUGAUAUGUCUAACAUCAGACAUGUGGACUUCUGUAACAACUACUGGAUAUAUAAGCUUAACUGCGCACUAUCUUGAUAAAGAUUGGUUGUUGCAAAAGAAGAUUCUGAAUUUCUUUCCUCUUCCACCACCUCAUACAGGUGAACACCUUUCUGCUAAGUUAUUUGCUAUUGUAGAAGAUUGGGGAAUUGAAGACAAGCUAUCCAACAUCACCUUAGAUAAUGCUGCAAAUAACGGAGCUUGUGCUGGAAUUAUGAAGAGUAGACUUGUUGCAAAGAAGAUCUUGUUCAACGAUGUAAAAUUCUUUCAUGUGCGUUGUUGUGCUCAUAUCUUAGCUCUUAUUGUAAAAGAAGGACUUAAGAAGAUUGAUCCAGUCGUGCUUAAGAUAAGAGCGUCAGUGAAGUCCCUUAAAAAGUCUCAAUUGGUAGAUUCAUACUAUGAAGACUGUCCAACUGAUGAAGAAUGGGAACAAAUUGAAGUAGUCACAAAGUUUCUCAAGGUUUCACUAAAGAAAGAAAGCAGAAAUGAUAUUGAAUUCAUUAGGAACAUGGUAAAAGAGAUGCAAGUAAAAUUUGAUAGUUAUUGGAAGGAGUUGAGUCCUAUAUUGGCUAUGACAGUUGUGUCAGAUCCUAGAUCGAAAAUGAAUUUUGUGAAAUUUACUUACUCCAAGUUGUAUCCUGAGGUGAGAGAAUUAGAACGUCAAGUUAAUAAAGUGCGCAGUAAUAUGACAACACUUUUUAAUGAGUAUUACACCUUGUCAAGUUCAAGAGCUUCCAACAGUUGUGCUACUCAAAAUUUGGGUAUUCAAAAUGGUGGGAAUUCUACUGCCCAAGAAGGGAGUGAUUUCUUUCAGGAAUAUGUUGCAACACAGGAACGUGGUGGUGAUGUACUAACUGACUUGUCAGAGUUAGAUGAAUAUCUUGGCGAGUCGUACAGAGGUUGUCUAAAUUCACCACUUGACAUCCUAAACUAUUGGAAGAACCAUGAACAACGAUUUCCGGUACUUUCAAGAAUGGCAGGGGAUAUUUUGUCAAUUCCUAUUUCAACUGUCGCUUCAGAAUCUGCAUUUAUCAUUGGAGGAAGGGAAAACAAGAUAUGGACGAGAACAAUGGGAAUACUGAAGAAGAUGUAUUAG